Molecule: messenger RNA, 2452 nt
Organism: Coffea arabica (coffee)
Lineage: Eukaryota; Viridiplantae; Streptophyta; Magnoliopsida; Gentianales; Rubiaceae
Source: RefSeq, a predicted model, not a curated record
UAUUUAUUUCUAGUGUACUUGAGUAAAGGGUAUCUGGGUACUUGAUUUGCCAAAUUUUCUAUGUGUGUUUGUUCCUUUUUUAAUCAUUUGUUGAUUCAACAAACUUGUAAUCAAUCAUUAUCUUAAUCUCUCUCUCUCUCCUCUCCCUCUGUGUGUGUGACUUUCACAGGCACCAGCAUAUAAUAUAUGCCUUCACAAUAUGGUACCACUAGUUAGCUGUGUUGCAUGUUUGGAAUGAUGUUAAUCUUGCUUCUUUUGGCAAGUCUGCACUACUAACUCAUCUAUCAUUUCUAAUUUCCUUAAAUGGAAUGAUUAAGUAGUAUAGUAGUAGUGGUACUAGUUAAUUAUUGUUUUCUUGAUUGUGGUCUGACCCUCAGCUGCUGUUUUAUAUUCAUUUCUUGACUUCAAUUUGUCCUGCUCUUUCUUGUUUAUUAGCUGUAAUUUGAAGCCAUGAAUCCUUGCUUUCCGGAUUGGAAUUUUGGGGCUGAAUUCCCAGAGCCCAUUCUGAAGAAUAAGCCCCUGGGAAUGGACAAUGAGCUGGUGGAGCUGUUGUGGGAAAAUGGACAAAUUGUGCUGCACCCUCAAUCUCAUCAUCACCACCAUCCCAAACCAGGGACAGCUGAUCAACAAGAAAAUCAAUCUAGGCAGAUUAACAAACACAACCAUGAUCAAUCAAUGAGCAGAGGCAGUACAGGGGGUGGCUCUUGUCAAAAUCAGGUUACUAGUUUGAUUCAAGAUACUGAGACAGUCUCUUGGAUUGAUGAUCCCUUUGACAAGGAAUUCACCUCUGACUUCUUAUCUGAAUUUCCAAUCUCCAAUCCAGUUGAGCAAGGUCCACAUGAGGAUGAUAAGUUUAAAAAAUUUGGCAUAUCACAAGACCUCCACAACCAUCCUGUCCAGUUACCCAAUGAUAAACCUUCUGAUGUCAUCAACUCAUUGCCUCCAAGAUUUCACAACUUUGAUUCUGCUCAGCCCAAUCAUUCCCAUUUACCAAGAGCUGCUAAUGCUCCUUUGUCUGCCAUGGCAGAUUUGAGAUCCUCAAGUGAUGGAGUUAGCAAUAGGACUUUGGGAGGUGAAGUUAGAGAGUAUUCUUCCGCCAAGACGGUUGGCACCAGCCACUGCGGCAGCAAUCUAGUAGUAAAUGAUACUGAUACAAGCCGAGUUUCGAGUGGUGGGAUUGCUGAUCAUAGAGGUUUUUCAGGAGCUAUGGCCAAGGAUCAUCGUGUUGGGAAAAUGAGCUCUCAAAGUGACAGACUUCAAACAGAUCAGACAGAGGAAACAGCAAUUACAUCAUCUUCUUCUGAUGGAUCUGAGACUAGUUUUGGGAGAACAUGUAACCAAUCAACUGGUACCAAUUCUCAUAAGCGGAAAAGCAGAGAUGCAGAAGAUUCAGAGUGCCAAAGUAAGGCUGCUGAAUUGGAGUCAGCUGCCAGAAAGAAACCGGCAGUAAAAUCUGGGAGUUCACGCAAAAGCCGUGCUGCUGAAGUCCAUAAUCUCUCUGAGAGGAGACGGAGAGACAGGAUCAAUGAGAAGAUGAGGGCUUUGCAGGAGCUGCUUCCUAAGUCUAACAAGACAGAUAAAGCAUCGAUGCUAGAUGAAGCUAUAGAAUACAUGAAAUCCCUUCAGCUACAACUUCAGAUGAUGUGGAUGGGAAGUGGAAUGGCACCAAUGAUGUUUCCUGGUGUCCAGCACUACAUGCCCCGCUUAGGGAUGGGAAUAGGCCCACUGGCAAUGCCUUCCAUUCACAGCCAGAUGCAUCUCCCAAGGCUGCCGCUGCUUGAUCAAGCGACAAUACCAAAUCAAGCUGCACUAUGCCACCAAACCACAAUGUUCAAUCCCAUGAAUUAUCAUACUCAGUUGCAGAAUUCCAAAUUAUCUGAGCAAUAUGCCAAUUACAUGGCAUUCCACCCUCUGCAGAAUGCAUCACAGGAUAUCUGUGACGGCUCAUAUGCUGUUGUUUUGUGGCAUUGCAGCAGUUGAACGUUUUCGGCUUCGGUCCCAACACAGCACAACAACAUAAUCACUCGUUAGCCCCAUCCGGCAACUCAAAUGGACCCUCUGUAGGAUGAUGAGCUGCAGCUGAUAAUGCUAACUCCGGAGCAGGGAAAACAUUAAUUAUGCUGAUGGAUUGGUGGCCAUUUACAUAUGAAUAUGUACAGAUUAGGUCUACUUAGAUUCGAACACUGAAGCUGGGAGAUAUUUGCUCAUCGCAUGAUUUAUUGAAGAAUGAGAAAAUGCCUCUCUACGUUUCUUUCUUGUCCAUUUUCCCCCUCCAAAUACAUCAAUCUAUUCAAGGUACAAGAGGAAAGUUACUUCAUGGUUUACAAUAUUCAAAGUAGUUGUAACAAGUACGUACAAAACUCAAUUUAACAUCGCCAUUGGAGCAGUGUUAGCAUUUUCCACUCUUGUACAUUGUCCUUCCUUCAGUAUCUCUCGAAUGCUUAACAACCAA